This is a messenger RNA of Entrophospora sp. SA101, 1250 nucleotides long. Lineage: Eukaryota; Fungi; Glomeromycota; Glomeromycetes; Entrophosporales; Entrophosporaceae. The record is from the annotation of a GenBank genome assembly.
UUACUGUUGGCGACGUUAAAACAUUCAAAAGUAUAUUAGUCUAUGCCAUUGAUGCUGCUAAAAGUGUUGGACCAACCACAUUUGUUAGUAUCUUUAUAGAAGGAAGACCAAAAUCAAUAACCUCUGGAUUCCUAAUUGCAAAAUUAGUAGCAUAUAAUGCUAUUAUUUUAAGACCGACAGGCGACCGUAUGCCACUUGUUGGUUUCGGUUCAUGGGAAUUACCUAAUGACAAAGUUGCCGAUAGUAUUUAUCAAGCUUUAAAAAAUGAUUAUCGAUUAUUGGAUUGUGCGGCCCUUUAUGGCAAUGAGAAAGAAAUAGGCGAUGGGAUUAAGAAAGCGAUCGAUUAUGGAAUUGUUAAACGUGAUGAUAUUUUCAUCACAUCCAAGUUAUGGAACACUUUUCAUAAAAAAGAACAUGUUAGACCAGCUCUUGAGAGAACCCUUAAUGAUCUUAAAGUAAAAUAUUUAGAUCUUUACUUGAUCCAUUUCCCUAUCUCUUUGAAACAUGUUGAUCCAAAAGAACGUUAUCCUGCUGAUUGGUAUUACGAUACCAAGAAUAAGACUUGCAUUCAAGAAAAUGUCACCAUUAGAGAAACAUGGGAAGCUAUGGAAGAAUUGGUUGAUUCUGGAUUGGUUAGGUAUUUUGUAUGUGUUGAUCCAAAAGAACGUUAUCCUGCUGAUUGGUAUUACGAUACCAAGAAUAAGACUUGCAUUCAAGAAAAUGUCACCAUUAGAGAAACAUGGGAAGCCAUGGAAGAAUUGGUUGAUUCUGGAUUGGUUAGGAACAUUGGAAUUUCUAAUUUUAAUGCAGCGUUGAUAAUGGACUUGUUGAAAUAUGCACGUGUCAAACCAGCAGUUCUACAAAUAGAACAUCAUCCAUACUUGACACAAGAACAAUUGGUAGAUUAUGCAAAAUCUCAAGGUUUGGCAGUGAAUGCCUACUCAUCUAUACGUUCAAGUAGUUAUGGACCGAAAAAAGACGAGAACUCUCCUCAAUUGUUAAAAGAACCUAUAUUGGAACAGAUUGCAAAGAAAUAUAACAGAUCUACUGCUCAGGUGGCACUUCGUUGGGCAGUUCAACGUAAUAUCGUGGUUAUACCAAAGUCAACUAAUCCAAGUAGACUUGUUGAAAAUCAUAAAGUCAUAGAAUUUACUUUGACCGACGAGGAAGUUAAAGCAAUCUCUUCAUUGGACAGAAAAUUAAGAUUCAAUGAUCCCGGUACAACAUUUGGAAUUCCUAUUUUCGCUUGA